AUGCCGAUCGACUACAGCAAGUUCGACAACAUCGACACGGACGACGACUCGGACGACGACGACGCGCGGACGAAGAAGAAACCGCAGGAGACGCCGUCGUCGAAACCCGCCGCGUCCGCCGCGCCGUCGUCCGCCGCGUCCGACGCGAGCGCGCAGCAGCACAAAAACUUCCACUUCGACGAGACGAAGCUCGACGACUGGGGCGUGAAGCGAAUGCGCGAGCUCCUGCACAAGGCGGUCGUCCGCGAUCGCAUCGCGCACGAGGACAUCGAGCUCGACCUCGACGUGAAGCUAGUGGAGAGAGUCAUCACGGGCGAGUGCUGGGUGCACGUGCGCAAGGGGAAGAAAGUCUGCGGGUACGACUUCGACAUCAAGCUGGACUGGGCCGGGAAGGUGGGCGACGGGAUGCCGAUACACGGCUUCCUGGAGACGAACUUCACGGUGGACGACGACGACUUCGACUUCGUCUUCGGCGUGAAGCAAGAGGUGCCGUUCAAAGACGCGGUGUUCGACGCGUUGCGCGCCGUGUUCGUGCGCGCGUGCGACCGGUUCGUGAAGGAGCUCUCGGAGAAGGGCCCGAAAAUGGAGGCGCGGACCGGCGCCGGGUGGACCGGGGAGGCGAACGUGCAGGUGGGGCAGUACACCAAGUACGAGGAGGGGCCGGACGGGGUGAAGAAUUUGCAGGAGCGCGCGCGCGCGAUGACAGUCGGGGAGGGCGGGGAGGGCGCGGACGACCACGCCGCGGGGGAGGGGAAUAAGCACCAGAGACGGUUGCACACGUCCGCGCCGACGCACUGA
Micromonas pusilla CCMP1545 is the source of this 798-nucleotide messenger RNA. RefSeq lists its product as uncharacterized. NCBI's taxonomy places the organism in Eukaryota, Viridiplantae, Chlorophyta, Mamiellophyceae, Mamiellales, Mamiellaceae. Bases 1 to 798 code for a protein of 265 amino acids. Gene Ontology annotation, cellular component: cytosol. Gene Ontology annotation, biological process: protein folding; positive regulation of ATP-dependent activity. Gene Ontology annotation, molecular function: ATPase activator activity; protein-folding chaperone binding. The transcript has a single exon. The record is from RefSeq and is a predicted model, not a curated record.